AUGCCUGGCUGCCCGUUCGUUCAGAAGCGUGUGGUCCUUGAAAUCGACCCUGCUUCUCCUCAGCUGCGAAACCCGUGGCUCCCCGUCUUCAUGCCAUCUCGGACCACCUCGUCGUCUUCCUCGUCGCCUGUCAUGAUCUCGGCCAUCCCCCCUCCUCGUCCGGUGUCGGUCAAUUCCUUGACACGGGCCCCCAUCUCCCCCGCGCUCUCAGUCCACAAGACAGCAGGUCGCUGUACGAGUGCAGAGGUCCAAAUCCACGAUGGCCCCGAAUUGACAAUGCCUCCGUCGGCUGCGGUCGACUGCCCUACGAGCCCGGAUACGGAGAUGGAAGAUUGCCAGGGCGCUCAAGAGGCGGAUGCGCAGACCCAUCACCGAUCGGAUCUGCGGUUCGAGAAUCUCCCGAUCGAGAUCCAUGAGGCCAUUCUGGACCACCUCUUUGGGGAACGCGCGUCGACGCAAUCGAGCGCCUCUUCAGGCAAACCCUCGGCGCAAAGCUGGGUCAAGGCGCUCCGUCACCCGCGACGGAAAGCUCUCUCGAAUCUGGCCCUGAUUUGCCGGGUCUGGAGGCCAUUGGUUCAGGAUCGCAUUUACCGACACAUCAAGGUCAAAGGGACGAAGGAUGGCCUGGCAGAAUGCGAGCAGUGGUUUCAACAACACACCCAUUUGGUCCCGUAUGUUCGACAUAUCGAAGUCUGGGUUCCCGUCUGGGGAAAUCGGGCCAACAAGAACGCAACGCCGCAUCUUCCCCCGUCGCGCCGUUAUAUGAAUGAGGACACAGGGUUAGCGGACGUCGCCGCUGUGCUGCAGGCUACGAUGGCCGGGUGGGAAGACUCGGAUAACCACCGUACGCCCAGCAAUUGGAGCUACUAUAUGGCGAGCCAUAAUGCGACUCUGGAGGAGAUUUUCCGCCACGUCAAGAGAUUCUACCCGGAAGCUCGAAUCCUCACCCUCGAGGGCGGCCAUUGCAAGAGACCGCCGUUGAUUCGACACUUCGCCAAUGACCCGUCCGGCUUGUGCGGGCGGUCGCGGCUCGAGGUGUUGCCCAACAUCCAGACCUUUGUUAUGCGUGGCGCGUGGAACAUCAUGCGAGACUAUCGGCAUUGGUGCAGCCUCGCCGAGGCCCUGCCGUCGUUGCGGGAGUGGCACUGCGCGUAUGCCAAGCCAAAGAUCGAAGCGUACGAGACGAUUGCAAAGGCCCUGACGAAUCUAUCGUCGAGUGUAGUCCAUCUCAACAUCAGCCUGGAAGGGUUUCACAACAAGGAGGUCUCCCAAUCUCAUUGGCUCGGAGAGCCGGAGCCGCAGCAUCUGUGUCGCCUGCUGGGGGAGAUAGCGCCGCGCUUGGAGUGUCUCACAUUCACGGGCAACGUGUGCGCGAGUUUCUUCAGCAGUGCGCGGGCGGCGAUGGCGAAUCGGCCGGGAGAGUCACGGCUCAAGUCGUUGGAUCUCGUGGUGAAGACGUGCUGCCGGGAGACGACGCGGCAGGAGUCGAUGCCACCGAUUCUGGACGAGGCGGCGGGGAUUACGAAUCUGAAGUUCAUCCGAUCGUUUGAGAAGCUGGUGCUGGGGGCGGUUCGUGCGCUGGAUACGUUGCAGGCGCUGGACUACGUGCGGAUCCGCUUUAUCGAUCUGGACUCGGCGUGCCCGCUGCUCAACCCGUACUUCCAGAUGGUCAACACCAGUGCACGGGGCUGUGGAGCGAAGCGAUCCUGGAGACGCUGCACGAGGUACGGCCGACGGCGCAGUUCGUCGAGCUGGCCGACGGCAUCUACCCGCAGUACGGGAUGA
Rasamsonia emersonii CBS 393.64 is the source of this 1785-nucleotide messenger RNA. RefSeq lists its product as uncharacterized. The record is from RefSeq and is a predicted model, not a curated record. The coding region runs from base 1 to 1785 and encodes 594 amino acids. The transcript is spliced from 3 exons. Lineage: Eukaryota; Fungi; Ascomycota; Eurotiomycetes; Eurotiales; Trichocomaceae.